AUGGGGGCCCUCAGUAAGAGGAAUUCUAUUUUACAGCAAACAUCAAAUCAGACGCAAACAGAUUCAUUGUCUCCAUCCCCUAAUCCUGUGUCACCUGUGCCUUUGAAUAACCCAACAAGUGCCCCAAGAUAUGGAACAGUAAUCCCUAAUCGCAUCUUUGUAGGAGGAAUUGACUUUAAGACAAAUGAAAAUGACUUAAGAAAAUUUUUUUCCCAGUAUGGGUCUGUAAAAGAAGUGAAAAUUGUAAACGACAGAGCUGGAGUGUCCAAAGGGUAUGGCUUCAUCACGUUUGAAACACAAGAAGAUGCACAAAAAAUUUUACAAGAGGCAGAAAAACUUAAUUAUAAGGAUAAGAAACUGAACAUUGGUCCAGCAAUAAGAAAACAACAAGUAGGGAUCCCUCGUUCCAGUAUAAUGCCAGCAGCUGGAACAAUGUAUCUAACAACUUCAACCGGAUAUCCUUAUACUUAUCAUAAUGGUGUUGCUUAUUUUCAUACUCCAGAGGUAACUUCUGUCCCACCACCUUGGCCUUCACGUUCUAUAUCUAGUUCUCCUGUGAUGGUAGCUCAGCCAGUUUAUCAGCAACCUGCAUAUCAUUAUCAGGGAGCUAGACAAUGCCAUCCAAGAAAAUACUGUUUGCUUCCUUUCACCAAAUGCACAGAAGCCCCUGCACAAUGUCUACCAGGACAGUGGCAGUGGGGUGUUCCUCAGUCACCUGCUUCUUCUGCUCCAUUCUUAUACCUACAACCUUCUGAGGUUAUUUAUCAGCCAGUGGAAAUUACACAAGAUGGUGGAUGUGUUCCUCCUCCACUAUCUCUGAUGGAAACAUCAGUUCCAGAGCCUUAUUCUGAUCAUGGAGUUCAAGCAACGUAUCACCAGGUUUAUGCUCCAAGUGCCAUUGCUAUGCCUGCACCUGUGAUGCAGCCUGAACCAAUUAAAUGUGGAGCAUUCAUUAUUAAGACAACUAGGCAGCUCUAGUCCAGCUCAACUGAUUUCUUGUCCAAUGAUCGUUGUGUGGCCGAGAUCCAGCUUCAACGAACCGGCUAGAAGCUGCCCGUUGUGAAAUUUAGGGUUAGUUAAUACCUCACCAUACUUACUUAUUCCAACUACAAGCUGUCUAAAUUUGAUGAAAUUUGCCCUUUCAGCAGUUCUACAAAAUCAUUAAGGUAGAUGUGGCAUGAUGGUUUUUUAUAUGUAUUAAUCUAACUAUAGUGACAUUUUCUAUAACAGAUGUUUUAUCCAUUCCAUGAAUAAUAACCACAUUGGGAAUAGUAAGGUGUCUUUCAUUUUCUCUGCUUUGUGUUCUUUUCUUCACAAACAUUUAGAUGUUAUGUUUCCUAUUCUUUGAUAUUUAUUUUCAUAUUUAGGAUAAGAAUCAUUUCUAAUUCUAAUAGAAUUUUUAACAUGUUCAUGCCUUUUAGCAUAUAGUUUACUAUUUAAUCUUAAUAAUUUAGUUCUACCACUUUGCUUUGCUUUGAAAUUCUAUUUUGUUAUUUCACAUGGUUUUGUCUAAUUUUUUAUUACUCUGUUACUGCUACUCUGUAUUAAUUUUGCUUCUGCCAUGAUUUUCAGAACAGAGAUAUUUAUACUUUUUUAUAACAUUUUGCAAGUAUUAUAAGUACCAUCAACAUUAUCACUAUUCUUGCCUUUUCAUGUGUUUGACUAUAUAAUUUUUUUCUCUAAUGUUUGAGAUAAUACUGUAAUCUUCCUGUAACAUAAUCCAUUUUAGUAUCAAAUUUUAUGUAAUAUGGAUCCCACCUAAUGGAAUUAUUUUGAUAAAAGAAGGGCUCACCUCUGACA
Molecule: messenger RNA, 1800 nt
Organism: Loxodonta africana (African savanna elephant)
Lineage: Eukaryota; Metazoa; Chordata; Mammalia; Proboscidea; Elephantidae
Gene: BOLL
Product: boule homolog, RNA binding protein
Biological process (GO): positive regulation of translational initiation; 3'-UTR-mediated mRNA stabilization
Cellular component (GO): cytoplasm
Molecular function (GO): mRNA 3'-UTR binding; protein binding; translation activator activity
Source: RefSeq, a predicted model, not a curated record